Molecule: messenger RNA, 1824 nt
Organism: Grus americana (Whooping crane)
Lineage: Eukaryota; Metazoa; Chordata; Aves; Gruiformes; Gruidae
Gene: DHODH
Product: dihydroorotate dehydrogenase (quinone)
Exons: 9
Coding region: 56-1231 (391 amino acids)
Biological process (GO): pyrimidine ribonucleotide biosynthetic process; 'de novo' pyrimidine nucleobase biosynthetic process
Cellular component (GO): mitochondrial inner membrane; cytoplasm
Molecular function (GO): dihydroorotate dehydrogenase activity
Source: RefSeq, a predicted model, not a curated record
GCCAAUCACCGAGUCGGGAUCCCGGAAGUGCCGCUCCACGUGUGAGCCUGAGCAGAUGGCGGCGCCGCUGCGCGGGCGGCUGCGGGUGCUGGCGGCGGCGCUGGGAGGCUGCGGGCUGCUGCUGGGCUCGUCGCUGGCGGCGGGCGACGAGCGGCUCUACGCGGCGGCAGUGAUGCCCGCGCUCCGCGCCCUCCCCCCUGAGGCCGCCCACGGCCUGGCCCUGCGCGUCGCCGCCUUCGGGCUGCUGCCACCUUCCCGUCCCGACGGCCCCGCGCUGGAGGUGCGAGUCCUCGGAAGACAGUUCUGCAACCCGGUGGGCCUGGCAGCUGGCUUCGACAAGCAGGGCGAGGCUGUGGAUGGGCUGUACAAGAUGGGUUUUGGCUUUGUGGAAGUAGGGACUGUCACACCCAAGCCCCAGGAGGGGAACCCCAGACCCAGGGUCUUCCGGCUGGUGGAGGAUGAGGCGGUCAUUAACAGGUAUGGAUUCAACAGCCAUGGCCAUGUUGCAGUGGAGCGCAGGCUGCGGGCCCGCCGGGAGACACAGCUCAGGCUUACUAGUGCGGGGAUGCCCCUCGGAGUCAACCUGGGCAAGAACAAGAGCUCUACCGAUGCUGCAGCUGACUACGUGGCUGGGGUCCGAACACUGGGCCCUUUGGCUGACUACUUGGUUGUGAAUGUGUCCAGCCCAAACACCCCAGGGCUGCGGGACCUGCAGGGCAAGGCUGAGCUGCGGGACCUGCUGACCAAGGUACUGGCAGAGAGGGACAUGUUGCCCUGUGAGCGCAAGCCAGCUGUGCUGGUGAAGAUUGCUCCUGACCUCACCAUGCAGGACAAGCAGGACAUCGCUAGUGUCAUCUGCGAGCUAGGUGUGGAUGGGCUGAUUGUCAGCAACACGACUGUGAGCCGCCCCAGCAGCCUCCAGAGCAGGCAGCGCACAGAGCCUGGGGGCCUCAGCGGGAAGCCCCUGCGGGAGCUCUCCACACAGACCAUCAGGGAGAUGUACUCCCUCACCCAAGGCCGGAUGCCCAUCAUCGGGGUAGGUGGGGUGAGCAGUGGGCGCGAUGCCCUGGAGAAGAUCCGUGCUGGAGCCUCGCUUGUGCAGAUGUACACGGCGCUUGUGUACCACGGGCCACCGGUGGUGGGGGCGGUGAAGCGGGAACUGGAGGAGCUGCUGAGGGAGCAGGGGUUCAAGAAUGUCAUGGAGGCAAUUGGAGCAGAUCACCGAUGCUGACACGCUGCAAAACCAAGGUCUAGCCAGGAGGAACCAUGGCCAAGCAGGGACAGGUCUGACACUUCCAGUGCUGGGCGGGCUGGGACUGAACUGAGGUCCUGGUCCCAGCCCCUGAGAGGGGUCAGUGAUGGGUGAAGGUGGGGCUGCGCUGGGUGGAGAGCAGGGGAGGGGGUCUCCGCCCUGGUGUCACUGUCCAGGGCCAUAUUUUGGCUUUCCUGCGGGUUGCACUCCCCAGCAGAAAACAGUGCUGGGUAAGGCUCUGCUGGGCGGUGAGGAAGGCCUCUGAAGGGACAGUGCUGCACAGGCUGUAGGCAGUCCCGUGCCCUGGCUCCUGCCACAGCACUUCCCUGUGGAGGGCACACCUUCCCUGGUGUUACUGACCAGAGCUGUGGGCCAAGCAGUGUAUUGGGUGUCCGUCCUGCCGGGGACCCUGCAGCCGGUGCUGCCUGCUCUGCCUGGCGCUCGGUCCUCCUGCACUGCAGCCUCUGCAGGAGGGUCUGCCCUCCCUGCCCUCCUCCCCUCUCUGCACAUGGUCCUGUAACAAACCUGCAGGCCCUGGGUCCUGCCCGAGUGUCAAUAAAUGUUUGGCUCAC